AUGAUAUCCCUAGCUACUCUCUCUUCCUCUCCCCCCCCCCUCUCCAAGCUGCAUCUGUCUCUAAGUACCAGAAGACAUGGCAUGGGGAUCCCAUUGUCGAAUAACAAUGAGUGCGCACACAACAACGGCGGAUGUGUACACUUGUGUAUCAAUACGUCUGCGAAUAGAACAUGUUCGUGUAAAGAGGGAUUUAUAGUUGCACCGGACGGCAAGGAUUGUUUGGAUCAAAACGAAUGCGCAGAGAACAAUGGCGGUUGCUCACACCAGUGUGAGAAUACACUCGGCAGCUUUGACUGCAAAUGUAACCCUGGGUCUUCUUUGGAUCCUUCCGGCAGACGAUGUGUAGGUGAAUGGUGUCGUUCAAAGAUUGGUUGUGACCAUGGGUGUCGGCCUGCACCCACUGGCAACCGGGUGGUUUGUUACUGUAGAACUGGUUAUACUUUACAUUCCGAUGGGCGGACAUGUCUGCGAAGUUGUGAGUUGGGAAAUGGCGGUUGUCACCAUGUUUGUAACAUGACAGUAGAUGGGCCGGUGUGUUCCUGUGCUGAUAAAUACAUCCUGAAACCAGAUAACAAAACAUGCAUGGGAACCUGUUCUGUAAAUAAUGGUGGCUGUGAGAAGAAAUGUGUGGAUUCAAACCUGGGACCAACAUGUUCAUGUCCAACUGGCUACAUGCUGUUUCGGGAUGGUCGGUCAUGUAUAGAUGUUGAUGAGUGUGAGGAGAACACCCACGGCUGCUCUCACAUGUGUGAAAAUGUGAAAGGAAGUUUUGAAUGCAUAUGCCCGAUUGGGUACAAAGUUGGUACUGAUUAUAAAACAUGUAUAGAUAUUGAUGAAUGUCUGUUAAAUUCAACGUGUGAUCAGACUUGUGUCAACUUACCUGGCUCAUUCAUGUGUCAGUGUCAACCAGGCUAUCAAUUAUUUGGUGUCACCCACUGUGCAGAUGUGAAUGAAUGUGCUGUGCGUAAUGGAGGCUGUGAGUAUACGUGUACAAACACAGAUGGCAGUUACGUCUGCUCCUGUCAGACAGGAUUUAAAUUACAUCCAAACAGACGAGACUGUAUAGAUGAGAGAAAAUGCAUAUCGCUAGUUCAGCAGCCCAAUUCGGUGUUGUCCUGCAUGUAUGAGGGGCCUCAGGAACAACACUGCACUAUGACCUGUGAGAGAAAAGCCCAACUGACCAAUCGGAGUGGUCUUUUAAACAGCACUUCUAUCUCCUUCAGAUGUGGGCCGAGCACAAAUUAUGAAUGGAUGGACCUGGGGACAGGUGGAUUACCUCACUGUUCAGAAAACAUUGCUGCCCCAGGUUACAGCAGACAUGCCAGAUUGGUUUUUAUUGGAGACUCAUGUGAUAUUGAAAAACAAGAUGUAGAAGAUAUGAAACAAAACUUGACACAUAUGUUUAAUUAUGAUAAAAAAUUCAUGUGCAAAAACAGAUGCAGUGUUGAUUCAGUGGACCUUAUGUGUGGCACAAGAAGGAAAAAAUUCAGAAAACUAAUUCGUCACAACAGAAAGUCUCUCAUCACAGCGGAGUUUGAGCUUCAUUUGAACUCUCAACAUCCGUCAGGAAGAUGUGAUGUUGUCUGCACAGCCAAGCGCAGUUUGCAGAUUCUCAACAGAAUGUUGCAGAAGUUCAAACGUGCAGUCAGACAACAAAAAUAUUCAGUAAGUUUCAACGACAUUGAAUUCAAGCCAGUUAAGAAAAGCCUCAAGCUGGACAAAAAUGUCAAAGAAUUGUGUGCAGACGGCAUGCAGAUCAUUAAUAAUACUUGUAUUGCCUGUACACUAGGGACUUUCUUCAAUAUAAAAAGCCGUACAUGUAGUCCCUGUUUUCGUGGAACAUUCCAAGAUGAGGAGGGACAGCUCUCCUGUAAGGAAUGUCCCAACCAGCAGCCUGGAUCAGGGGUGUCAGGAGCAACCAGGCAGUCUCAAUGCAAUGAAUUAUGUGAGCCAGGAACUUUUUCUCUUUCUGGACAAAAACCAUGCAUGGUUUGCCAGACUGGAACAUUCCAGCCAAACUAUGGCAGUACCUCUUGUCUACCUUGUGGUGCCGGACUAAAAACAAAAAUGGCUGGCAGUACUGGCUUUAAAGAUUGUAUCACUAGAGUUGUGUGUGAGGCUGGCCAAUACUACAACACCAGCACUCAUUCGUGUUUUCCCUGUGCUAAAGGAUUCUACCAGCCCGAGGCCGGCCAGGAUUUUUGUUUCGUCUGUCCAGGGAGAACAACAACUGAUUUUGAAAGCUCAACUUCUCCACAAGAUUGUAAAGAUCGGCAGUGUGGCCAUCAUAUGGGAGACAACUUUGGUGUUCUAGAGAGUCCCAACUUCCCAGGAAACUAUCCAGUCAAUGUGGAAUGUAUCUGGAAGAUUAACCCAGAGAACAGUCGCAGGAUUCUUAUCAUCUUGCCAAUGAUUGACCUCGCUGAUGAGGAGGGAUGUGGUGACAUGAUUGUUAUGAGAAAGUCACAGUCCCCAUCGAGUCAGAGUACAUUUGAAACCUGUGAGAGCAGAGACCGGCCUGUUGCUUUUACAGCUAGAUCGAAAAAACUUUGGAUUCAGUUCAAAUCAAACGCCAACAACACUGCUAAAGGUUUCUCAAUUCCUUUUGUCACUUACGAUGAAGAAUACGAGUCACUAAUAGAAGAUAUAGUGAGAGACGGCCGUCUGUACAGUUCACACCAGCAUCAACAAAUAUUCAAGGAUCGGCAACUACUGACUGCCCUUCUCGAAGUUAUUGCCACACCCUACAAUUACCUGAAAUACGCAAAUGUGUCCCACACAAUGUUCCCUACAUCAUUCUUCAAACUGCUUACGCCAAAAGUUCGCCGAUUCUUUCAGACUUAA
Candidula unifasciata is the source of this 2844-nucleotide messenger RNA. The record is from the annotation of a GenBank genome assembly. Lineage: Eukaryota; Metazoa; Mollusca; Gastropoda; Stylommatophora; Geomitridae.